Molecule: messenger RNA, 792 nt
Organism: Hyaloscypha bicolor E
Lineage: Eukaryota; Fungi; Ascomycota; Leotiomycetes; Helotiales; Hyaloscyphaceae
Exons: 1
Coding region: 194-688 (164 amino acids)
Source: RefSeq, a predicted model, not a curated record
GUUGGGAGCUUGAUCAUCCCGAGGAUUGCGAGAUGGCUGUUCAUCACCUUUGCUUUUCUUUGGGUCGAUUGGUGUUUCCUUUGGCUUCGGAGGCUGUAUCGAUUUUGUAGGUGCAUCUUCACGUAUUUCGCCUUCAGAAGCCUCCGAGACAGAUCCAUUGCUAUGAUGCCUGCUGCCAAGAGCCUUGCCGUUGAUGAUAGGGCCCAGCUGCUUUCCAUGUUGGGCUGGCGUUGUAACCUUCGUAGGGCUUCCUAACGAAGGUGCUUGCGACUUCGCGGUGGAAUCUGGCUGUUUCGGAGUUCGCUGGUUGUCAGAAAUGCUCGGAGUGUUGGGAGUCUUUUCCUGCUUUACACUUGCAUUCGCAGCUGGCUUUGAUUCCGAAUAUUGCGAGAUCAAAUCGUUGACGUUCAGCUCCUGCUCCUGCUUUUCUGCACCUAUGGGUAUCUUUGGGGAUCCACGCAACAAGCUUGAAUUUUCAACGCGAACUGCGGGUUUGGUCGCUAGUCCUGUUGUGCCAGCGGGUGGAGUAGACGAGCCACCUCGUCCUUCCCGUCCCUUCAGAAGUUGGGCCUUCAGUUCUGCGGCCCUGGCGUUUAUCUGCGUAACAGGUCGAGGGGGUGCUGGGUUAGCUUUUAUGGGCUGGUUGAAGGGCGAAGGGGAGAACUGGCACACACAGAAAUGUCAGUAAGAUGUUGUAAUGUGUCAAGUAUGUCAAAUGUUUGAAAUACUUCUCAGGAACAAUGAAUCUCUCGCCGUUGCAGGGCCUGCGAGAACGAGGUCGGGCUCCCCGAC